AUGGGUUAUUCAAAACCUCGAUUGCCGGUUUUGUUUCAGUUUUGGUAUUCAUCUGUGGUAGCUUGAGUUUUGGUGUUUGCCUGCGUUUGAUAUUCAAAUUCGUCUGUAAGGUUUAGUUUUCGGAGAUCGUUUGGCUUGUAAUGUUCGUGUGUGGUAAUUUUGUUUAAGUUUUCGUCAGUGGUAGCCUGGAUUUUGUUGCUUGUGUGGGGUUAAAGAAAUUCCAUUUCUUAAAUUUUUGUUUACUUUCCAUUAAUUUUUUUUGUUUAUAUGCAUUCAAUUUUCCACAAAUUUUGUCGGUUUUCUGAUUGUUUUAUUUAAUUUGACAUAGUUAACAAAUCGACGUAACAUUAAGAACGUCGACGUGGGCAGGUGGCGCAACAACGCGUGACGAUAUCGUCGCUGCAGGAGGCGCUAGUAACGACGAAGCAGACGUGCGACGUCCUCAGGGCUCAGCUGGACGAAGAAUUCGAGCAGAGCAAGCAAGAGAUCGAAUACUUACGUAUGGAGAACGCCGCUCUUAUGGAGCACAUGGAGCACUCGAACACCCAUGCUCCAUAUGGGACAGUCCCUACUCCAUCUGAGAUUGUCCCGCCAUACUACGGGACGAUCGUGCCACAAGUGGGACGAGAAGCAAUAGAAUGGGACUUUUUGAAGCAUGGGACUUAUGAAUUCGAUGAAAGAGAUGAGUUGGGACGCAGAAGAUUUAGUGAUAGGAAUCUGGAGUCAGAGCGCCUUAAAUUAAUUAAAUUAAAUGCAGAAAAGGAACAAGAUACUUUAAGAGUUAAGAACAUCGAUACUAAUGCAGACGAUGAGACCAAUGAAGCACGCGCCUGUGACGGUUGCAAAACCAAAUGCAAAGUCAGCACCUGCGGCGAAAGUUCUAGCGAUGUCAAAUUUAUAAACGAAAUUAAGAAUGACAGAAACGUACCAAGAUAUACCAGAGAAAUAGAAAAGGAUGAUAAUGAAGGUAAAGUUAUUCAAAUUGACGAAAAGAGUGCACGUGAGGCUGUCGAAAGGAAUGGAGAACGCAAGGACACUACACAAGAACGGUCGAUGGUCCAAGUUGGGAGUGGAUGCAAAAAGUUUGAAAAGUUCGAUAAGAAAGCGCGUAAUGAGGUUGACUUUGUGCAAAGAUCGAGCCGUGAAAAUCUUUUGAGAAGUUUUUCUAGAGAAACUUCCGUUGGAUCGGUGGAUGCUGUAGAAAAAUCCGAGGAAGAUUUAGGUGGAUGCAUAACACAAGGCUGGGUGCCUGUGGCUCGCGCGAGGAUGUGGCGGAGGACAUCCACAUCGAGUGUCCGCAUGGAGGCAGGUGGGGGUUCACCGGAGGGCAGUAAACCCCCCGGGGAGGACGGCCCCCAGGCGCUCGUGCUCGGCCUCCUGACGGAGUGUAACGCCCUGGAGCAGCAGAUUUCGGAGCUGAUGGAAGAUAACAGUCGCCUGGAGGGGACCUCAGUCGUGCAGGCGAGACAGCUGACGGAGAUCAGGCGUCUGGCAGCGGACAGACAGAGGGAGAUUACUCGUCUGCAGCAAGUGAUCCAGCAGGCGAAUGAUAAUAAUAAGUCCUUGACGUUAGAACUUCAGCAGGCGAGUGCUGAGUGCAGUUAUUUGAAGGCAGAAAUUGAGCAGGCGAAUGUAAAAAUUCAAUUAAAAAAUGAAGAGAAUGAAAUGAUAUGUCAGGCAAAUCAGCAGGCGGUUAAGAAAUUAAUGCUUGCCAUAAAAGAAAAAAACAACUUAGAAGAGAAAUUAAAUGUAUUAGUGGAGGAAAAAUUAAAUCUAGAGCAUAAAUUAAAUUGUUUCGACGCUGAAAUGGAAGAAACCAGAAAAGAAAGUGCUCACACGAAGGAGGAUGUUGACGUUAUAGUCAUGGAAACAACCUACGGAACGUCAACAGGACCCAGCGACGGCGUUAACAAUCCACCACAAUCUGCAUCGGCGGUCACUCUGGCCUGCGAGGCGCCUGCGAAUGGCUCAAUCGAGGACCCCAAUAUUGGAAGGGCUGGCCAUCUUAGCCUCGAAGUUACGCCGAAGCCUCCAAACAAUUCCAGUCACGCGAUUCCGGACGCCGAUGAAGAGGAUCUGCCAAUAUUGCCUUCGUGCGCGGCCACCGCGACCGCAGGCUUCGACUUCGCCGCGGCCUUCACAAAAACCGGAGACUUGGACCACGAAUGCCCAAUGACCGCCGGAGAUGCGGACGACGAAGAGCGGCGGAUUUCUCGUCCGGAAGGAGCAAUCGGAGGCGACGCGUCCGUCGCUCCGACGGCUCAAGAGGCCGUCGAGUGGACUGAAAAACUGAGCGCAAUUAAAGCGGAAUGUGAGAGACUCGUCCGAGAGGGAAGACAACUGCAGCACUGCAACGCUGCACUGCAGCAACAGGUGGAGGCGCUGGCAGAGGAGCGCGCAGAGCUGCAGGAGGCACUGAAGCAGAGCACCGUCCGUCUCAGGGACGCUCUGAACGAGCGCAGCCGCCUGGCCCAGACUGCCGCUCGGGUGGUGUGGGGGGUGCGGGGGUGGUCGCAGGGGGCGACGCGCCUGCUGUCUGUGCUGCAGGAGACAGGCGAACAGACGACGCCCCUCAAACACCGUCUGCUCGUCAACACUGAAAGACGUCUCCUGAUAGAGCGCAACGCAGCAUUACAGUCUGCAAAUUGGGAGCUUCUGCAACUACUGCGCUCCCGUCAAAAUCGAACAUCACCUGAAAAUAAAAAUAUUGAAAGAACACUUUUAACUUCCAAACCACACCAAGAGGCUCAUGUAAACACACAUCUGCCUGAAAAAGGCUGCUUGAACCUCAACGACUUUGAAAGAAAACUUUGUUUUGAAAUGCAUGACGAACGAGACAACAUUUCAGUGAAUAAUGAGACCAGCAGCCGAGUAUCUGCCGAGAACGGCGCAGACGUGGUAAAUGACACCGUAAAUAUUCAGGAAAAUGUCAUGUUCCCGCAUGGACUGAAGAAUGAGGAUGAUGCCAUCGUACAGCAGGAGACGUAUAUGCUCUGUUGA
Messenger RNA from Hyalella azteca, 3000 nucleotides. RefSeq lists its product as uncharacterized. Bases 502 to 3000 code for a protein of 832 amino acids. NCBI's taxonomy places the organism in Eukaryota, Metazoa, Arthropoda, Malacostraca, Amphipoda, Hyalellidae. The transcript has 10 exons. The record is from RefSeq and is a predicted model, not a curated record.